GCUCUGGCCCUCACAACAUCCGGUCCUUGAGCCUGACCUGUUGCUAUGGAGACGGCGGCAAGCGCGGGAGAGAACGUGCGACGUGUAGCUUGCGGCUAGCAAAGCCUCCCGGACAGGCGAACUGGGCCACAGGUGGACCUCGGCAGGACUGCUCACGGAAGGAAGGAUCGUCGGACGAAAGGAUCUAGCGGGCGGAUGGCGCCUGGGCGGGAUGGGAAGAGGAGCAUUUCGGCAGCAGGCUCAGACGCAGAAAUGCAAGCUGCCCGGCAGCCCCCGUGCCUGAGCCCCGGCAACCCCGUCUUCUCCUGCAUGCUGGACCCCAAAACGCUGCACACCGCCACCUCUCUGUCGAAGCCCGAGAUGAUCAUGUACAAAACCAGCGGGGGUCGCUACGGGGAGUUUUCCCCACUGCCGCAGUUCCUGCCCUGCAGUUACAUUCCGAAGGAGCAGGGGUUUUCAAACCAUAUCAGAGCAACGGGACUUUUUCAGAACAACACACUCAAUACUGCGCUUGACAGAACCAGAACCAUUGAUUUCCCCAAUUUUCAACAUACUCUGUGAAAACAUAUUCCUCUGAAAAUUUAAGAGACAAUGUACCCAGAAAAAUGAGUUGCAAAUCUAAAGCUAGAAUACUUAGAUUAAAAACAGAUCUGAAUAAAUGAAAAUAUACCACUAAGAAA
This is a messenger RNA of Cavia porcellus (domestic guinea pig), 680 nucleotides long. RefSeq names its product piercer of microtubule wall 2 (gene Pierce2). Gene Ontology annotation, cellular component: axonemal microtubule. The record is from RefSeq and is a predicted model, not a curated record. Gene Ontology annotation, biological process: axoneme assembly. Bases 196 to 561 code for a protein of 121 amino acids. The transcript has 2 exons. NCBI's taxonomy places the organism in Eukaryota, Metazoa, Chordata, Mammalia, Rodentia, Caviidae.